Messenger RNA from Solenopsis invicta (red fire ant), 11398 nucleotides. RefSeq lists its product as uncharacterized. Lineage: Eukaryota; Metazoa; Arthropoda; Insecta; Hymenoptera; Formicidae. The record is from RefSeq and is a predicted model, not a curated record. Bases 624 to 9452 code for a protein of 2942 amino acids. The transcript has 5 exons.
AAUUUCUUUUAUUUGUCCUUUUCAUUUACAUGUCCUUUCAAACAAAAAUGUCAAAAAACCUCGGGGCAAACAUAUGGUCUCUAUCCCCUCCCUAAAAUAAGUUUGGUAUUUUUGCACGGUGGAAGUAUAACUAUCCCUUCCACCAUAUACUUUUGCUUGUAAUACCUUAUCGGUCUCACAUCACUUGUCCCAGAUCCCAGUUCUGCCCAGUUCGUGCGUGCCCUUCAUCCUAGACACCACGGAAGAAGUACCCUGAGAAGUAAAUGACCCGAGGUGUCGUGUGUAAAGUCAAUAUUUUUUUAGCUAAUUCUUUUUUUAUUUUGUGCCUUAUUGAUCAACAAGUAUACAUAAAUACUUUCUAGAAAAAUGUUAAAGUGUGUGUGUAAAAGUCACUUUAUAAUUUUUACAUACUUGUAAAAGUGGUAAAAAUUAAUAACGGAUAUGGACAACCUACGGCGUAAAAUAAGGAAAAAAUUGAAAAGAAAGAUUUAAAAGAUCUAGAGAGGAGGAGGGGAGAGACAUGUCUCCUGGGAGAGACAUCGGGCCCCAGCGGAGCAAUCUUGGGGGACAGGAAUUUGGAUGUCAAAAAUCAACGAAAAAUUGUAUCGGCUGUGCCGGCAAUAAUGGAAGGAUACAAAAAGCAAGCUACAUUUAUCUUUAACAACUACUUCCAACUGAAGAGGAGCCUUCACGGAAACAAAGAUCGUCGUCGCAUGCUAGUCAAGCUAAGAAAAGAUCUGCGGAAAUUAGGACUAUCAAAGCGGGCGAGGCGUGCGGGAUUAAUGCAACUAGCGGUCAGACCAUGCGUGGUUCUUGAGCGAUUGCCGGUUUCUAGCUACAAAGAAAAAUCACUGCAGUCACUGCAUAACAAUAAUAAAAAUUUUAUGACGUCCUACAAGGAAUCGCAAUACGAGCACCGAGACGAUGCCCAAAAAAGGCGGAUAGAAGAUUCUCAAGAUCUUCAUCAACAGUCUAACAUACAAAUUUUAAACGCUGCUGCUGAAACUGCAUCGAUCAAUAUAUUAGAUGCUAGUAAAACUUGUCGAAAUGAAGAGCAAGGAUGUAAUUUGUUAGAAAAAGAAUUAUCAAAGCCAAGGGAAAAAAUUAUCAAUCUUAUACAGGAUUUCACUCAAAAAGCAACAAAAAAGAAUUCUCAUAUCGAUGUUACGUCAACAAAGCAUAUGGAUGUGUCUGAAAAAUUAGAUAUUAAAGCAGCAUGCAGCUUGUCUUCGUCGAAAGACGAAUUGCUAAAGAAACAGAAUUUUACACACAAGUUUGCAAAUAAAAAUUCUCGUUCUGAAAGUAAGAUUAAUUUUUCAAAAGAUAGAUCUAUUUCUGUUCCUGCAAAAAAAAUGAAUAUAUUUGUUAAUGAGGAAUGUUCUUCGGAAAACGAAUCAUCAGACACAACCGUACCGCUUCGAUUGACGAAACAUCGUUCUGAUCCUAAAAGGAGCAUUAAUUCCUCGGAAGAUGCCAAUGUUUUUGCUAGACAACAUAAGAAAAACAUUUCUUCAUUAAAAACCAAACUAGAUACAUUACAAGAAUGUUCCAAUGAAUCUAGAAUUGUUAAUAUUUCUUCUGAAUGCAAUAUUAGCUCAAGCAACAUAAUUUCAGAAGCAACAGCUAAUGAUUUCACAAACGAGAAUGAAAAUGUUCAAUUAGAUUUAGAAUUAGUUAAACAUAUCGAUACAUCGUUACAAUAUAAAGGCAUAAAAAAAAAUAUCAGACAAACAAAAAUAAAUUUAAAAUCUAAAAAUCUGUCAACAGUUAACCUACAUAUUGGAACAAAUUCCAAGGUAGUAAUUAAAAGAAAAGUAAGUUCCAGAAAUUCAGACCAAAAUGCAUUGCCGAUAAAAAUACGAAAGAAGAAUGAAAUUAACACGUCACCAGAUAAAGUAGUACCACAUAGUAAUAUCGAAAUAUUCAAAUAUAAAUUAGAUCAUACAAACCAAAGAAUUCGGGGGAAUAUUAUAAGAUAUAAAAAACGUGAAAAUUACAAAUCGCAUAAGCGAAAAAAAGAUAAAUAUAAAACAAAACGAGAAAAACUUCAGAAAUAUUUUGAAAGAUCCUUCGAUUCCAACACAAGUGAAACUGAAGAAAACAACGAAAUUCUGUUAAAUUAUAGGAAAGGAAGGAAACAAGAAUCUGACGAUCUAUUGCAUGAUGACAAAAAGUUAACACAUGAUACUAACUUGCAGAAAAAUAUAGAAAGCAUAAACUUCAAUAACUCGUACGAUUUCACAACAAAUUUCGAAAAAUGUGCUACGCACGAUGCUACAACGGACACGGAAAUAGAAGAUGAAGCAUCGAUAGAUAAACGUGUUACGUUAGCUAAUAAUAAGCAGGAAAAUGUGGAGAGCGAUAAUUCUGAUAAUUCAUGCGAUUCCACAGCAUGUACCGAAAAAUAUUAUGCUAUAUAUAAUGCUGCAGAUGAAGUGGGAGAAGCAUCGACACGCGAAAACGAAACAUCUGUUAAUAAUUCGCAGGAAAAUACAGAAGACAUAAGCUCCGAUAAUUCAUGCGAUUCCUCUGCAAGUACCGAAGAAGAUUGUGCUAUAAAAGAUGCUGCAACCAAAAUCGAGGCGAAAGAUGGAGCAUUGGUAUGCACAUAUGAUACAUCAUCUACUAAUUCGCAGAAAAAUAUAGAUAUUGUAAUAUUUUUGGAUAAAGUAAAAUCAGACGAUUCAUGCGAUUCUACUGUAACGGAAAAGUACUUUAUGCACGAUGCUACAAUAGACGAAAAGAUAGAAGGUAGACCGGGUAAGCAUGGCACAUGUGCUAAUAAUUCACAGAUAAAUAUAGAAGAUGCACAAUCGGUUAAAGAAAACUGCAAUAAUUCAUGCGAUUUCACUGCAAGCUCCGAAGAAUGUUACACUACAUUCGAUGAAUAUGCAACAGAUGAGAUAGAAGAUCGUAGAGCAUCGAUACGUAAACGUGACACUUUUGCUAAUAAUUUCCAGAAAAAUAUUACAGAAAGCACAAUACUGGCCAAAACAAAAUCUGAUAAUUCAUGCAAUUGCACUAUUAACACCGAAAAAAAUUAUGCUACACCUGACACUACGACAGAAAAGAAAAUAGUUGAACCAUCGAUAGCUGAAGCAUCAAUAUGCAUACGUGACAUGUCUGCAAAUAAUUCGCAGAAAAGUAUAGAGAACGCAGAAUCAAUUAAAAAAAACUCCGAUAGUUCAUGCGAUUCCACUACAAACAUCGAAAUACAUUCUAUGCAUGAUACUGCAACAGAUGAAAAAGUAGAAAAUCGAGCAUCGAAAUAUAUAAGUAGCACGUCAGCUAAUGAUUCGGAAGAAAAUAAAAGAAACGCAAUCCCGGUAAAAAAACAGUGCGUAGAGAAUUUUUUAUCAAUUGUGGCUACAGAAAACAAUAGCAAAAGUGAUACACGCGCAGAACAAGGCAAAGAUAAUGACCUAUCAACUAUUGAAAUGGGUUUAGAUGAAAAUACGAGUGACAUGGAGAAUCGAAACAUAGAGAAGCAAGCGGAUAUGACUUGUAUGCCUAUUCUACAAAAUCAGCAGGAAAAUCAAGAAAUAUGCAAUAGCGACAGUGUUGAUUUAACGCAAGAUACACGAAGACGUGCAAUAUCAAAUUUGGAAUUACCGAUCGCGUUUGCAAAUGAUUCAGCACUGUGCAAUGUUAACGAAAAAGACAGCCGUGGCAUGUCGCAAAAUAUUAAAAAUUUAUUAAAAAGUAACGAUAUUUUAAAAGAUGGAAAGACAAGCCUUGAUCAGUUUUCAGUGACGACAUCAGAAAAAAAUUCUUUGGAAAGAAGACAUGAUGAAUCUUCUUUCGUACAAACGACAAAUUCAUCUACAUCUCUAAGUCAAUCAAAUUGCAAUGAUAAUCACUCGUCAGAUGAUGACAACAGUAACAAUAUUGAAGUGGAAAUAAAAAUAAAGCCCAAAUUGAAGUCUCAAAUAUCGCAGAAAUUCUCACUAAAAGCAUCUUCGUCUGCAGUAAAUUCAUAUAUCGAAAACUUAUACACGCUUAAGAAUAAUCCAAAUUUCCUUAAUGAAAUUUUUGAAAUUAACCAUAAAUCAUCUGAAAGAUCCAAACAGACGAUUACAAGUAAAAGGCCAGAAAACAAUAUGUCAUUAAGUGAUAAUCAAAAUAUUACUGCUGAAACUGAGGAAAUUGUAUAUGAUUCUGUUUUUACUGUUAAAGAUAAUGCAAAAUGUUCUCAACAACAAAAUUUUCAAGACUCUCCAAUUUUAAAAGAAGAUGAAAAUGCGAUGGAUUCUAAUCAACGAGAAAGGAAUAAAUGCAUGCAACCAGUCAAAACAACAACACAAAUAACAACUGAGAACAAUUCUGUAUCAAGUGAACUUGCAUGCGGUACGUCUAAUUUAGAAAAACAAAUACAUGACGCUUCCACGGGCGACAAACGGAAAAUUAACGAAGAACAACAUUCUCAAGAUAAUGCAAUUACAAAAAAAAUUAAAAGUGAGCGAGUGCAUAAUCAGCAAAAAGAGGAUAAAAACGCAUCGUUUAUCGAGCGGAAAAAGAUACAAAUAGCAGACAAUCCUGAAGGAAUUAAAACUGCAUACAACAUGCCUGAUUUAGGACAACAGCUACCACAGACUUUUUUGGAUGUGACGCAUAGCAAAGUUCGAUCUAUUACGGAAAUUAAUUGUCAAUGUGCCAUGAAAUUGUCGAGCCUCAAUGCAUUAGAUACAAGAAAAUGUGUAUGCUUAAAAAUCUGUCAGUCAGCACAUUCUAAAUCCGUAUCUCCUCAAUCAACAUCUCAUCGAUCAGAAUCUCUUCAAUUAACAUCUCAAUCAACGCCUACUCAAUCAACACCUCAUCCAUCAGUAUCUUCUCAAGUAACACCUACUCAAUCAGCUCUGUCAAUAUCUUCUCAAUUACCAUCUAGUCAAUCAGCACUUCCUUUGUUAAUACUUUCUCAAUUAGCGCCUACUCAAUCAGUACCUUGUGCGUCAGUACCUGUUCAAUUAGCACCUACUCAAUCAACACUUCGUCCGUCAGUACCUUUUCAAGUAGCACCCCCUCUGUUAAUACUUUCUCAAUUAGCACCUACUCAAUCAGCACCUCGUCCAUCAUUAUCUUUUCAAGUAGCGCCUAUUCAAUCAGCACCUCGUCCGUCAGUAUCUUUUCAAUUAGCGCCUACUCAAUCAGUAUCUUGUCCAUUAGUAUUUUCUCAAUUAUCAUCUGCUCAAUCAGCACCUACUCCCUCAACACUUCGUUCGUCAAUAUCUCCGCAUUUAACAUCUCAGCCAACAUCAGUACCUCCUCAAUUAAUAUCUCAAUCGACUUCUGAUCCAUCAGUAUCUUUACAAUCAACGCAUCCUCAAUUAACAUCUCGAUUAAUAUCCAAAUUGCCAUCAUAUGAUACUGCUAUUAAACAAAUAUACUUUUCAUCUAGAACAAACGCACCAGUUACACCAGUUGCACCAGUUGAGAUUAAUACUCCAAAUGUUAACAACGAGCGCACAAAUUAUAAUUAUACAUUUCAAAUUAUAAUGAAAAGUCUCAACGAUCACAUUAAAUAUUGUCGCAAUUUUAUUCGACAUACACGUAUAAGACAUGUUACUAUAGAACUAACAGAAAAAAUGUAUGUACAUGUGAAACAAAUAGAUUUAAUUUUAGCAAAAUUGAAAAUAUUGCUCUGUACGAAAGAUACUCAGGACAUUUUAACUUACAUUAAUCAAUGUACGUCAUUAAAUCCAUCACUAUCAUUGGAUGAAUUAAACAUGUAUUCUAAUAUCGUGGAAACUCGUACCACACUAAUUUCACAACAGAACGCAAAUGCAUCACAAUAUCCAAAUGUUAGCGAAUCAGUUUCGAGUGCGUCAAUGUCAAACGCUAUCACGCAAUCAUCUUUUAGAAACGCUCCAUUUCCAGACACAGAAAAUGGCAAAUCUAAGCAAUCUUCAAUAAUACCACAUCCGGUGCCAACGAUCUCGAACAUCAAUCAGCAACAAUUGUUUGGCAAUUCGGCUAAUUAUUCACAGAUGCCACACUCGAGACAACUUGUGCCAAAUAUAUGUCGGAUGGCAGAUAUAUCGGAUGUUGGCAUUUCAGAAGCUUCCGUGAAUACAAGUAACGUUUCAUCACGGAAUAUUAAUAUGCACUCAUGUGGGCCAGUACAUCGAGGGAAUGUAAACGUGCCUCCUAUAACCAAUAUGAGACAAUCACAUGUUGCAAAAAGUACCGUUAGCAGUACUGCAAUCGCGUCUGCUGCUAAUGCGCAGCAACAAAAACAAAUAAAUUCGAGGACAACAAUUUGUCCGCCACUUAUUGCAAAUCAAAAUGUUGGGAUGUGCAAAACUGUACACAAUGUUACGUUAUCUGGAUCUUUCACAGUAAAUCUUGAUGCUCCAGAAAUCAAUACUACAAUGAGAAAUGUUAAACAUCAAAGCGCAAAUCAAGUGAAUCAAAUAAACUGCAUUUCGCAAGUCUCUCAAGCACCUUUGGGAAGAACGAAAUUACUACCACAAUACAAUUGUCCAAAUCCAAACGAAGCUCAUUUUUCCUUACUUCUACAAUCUACUACAAUACACAAGAUGCAAAAUCAUUCAAUUCAGAAUAUUUUACCAGAUCAAAACAUACAGAUACCACAGCAGAAAUUGCCGGUAAAUCAAGCGAAUGCAAAUGUGCCUUCUGCAAACAAUAGGGGACAAUCAAAUGUCGCGUUAAAGAAUGUAAUUAGCAGUACCAAAACUGCAAUAAAUCAGCACUUACAACCAAACGAUUCAUGUGCAAUUGAUUUAUCGAUUAGGAAUACAUCGCAAAAUGUACAACAAAGCGUGAAUAAAGAAAUCCCUCAAUCGCAAAAUAAAGAUUAUGUGCAAAAGACACCGUCUAUAAAUCUACAUAAAGAAAAUUUAAGCGCACACGACAUAUUGCAAAAUACAUCUAGCACUGCUCCAAAAACUUCCACUUCGCAGAGUUCAGAUGUAUUUCCAAAUACGAUAAUGUUUUCACAACAUUACAGUGAUACAAGUAAUAAAAUGUCUACUUUACCAAAAAAUACACAAGCAAAUGAUGUUGUCUAUAAUUUUAAUCUGAUGAAUUUGACGGAUAAUCAGAUAAGUACAUUAUAUAAUCAAAUACGAUCGUAUUUGCGCAUGUCAGAAGAAAUGACAAAUUCUCUUAACAAACGGCAAUAUGAACGCAUUCACCAUGAAAAAACAACACUAUUUUAUUUUUCUCAGCAUUUACGUAAUUACAUAAAGAGCAAGAUAAUAAAAUCACAGACUGUUGAAAAAAAUGCCGAUGAAGAUUCACAAGACAAUACGUCAGGAAGCAGGAUAAUCUUACAAAAGAACACGAUACAAACAUCCGUAGACGAGUUAACGAAGACUCAGUCUAAUCAAGUCAAUGAAAAUAAUCCAGUCUAUAAUAAGAAUUUAAAGGAACAAUCUUCAAAACAAGAUACUGACUUGUAUAUUUUGGAGACUUCAAAAUCUACAGCGGUAAAGAGUAAUUUAGCACAAAAUAAAGAGUCACUUUUUACGCCUGAUUUUGCAACCAGAAAAUCACUUUCAAAAUACAUGAGCUCACAAGAGCAAAAUAAUAAUUUACUAAGGAAGCUCUUGCAGAAAAAGUCACCGAUCAAAGAACGGCCUAAGAUUACAGAAAACUCACACGAAACUUCUAAUGUUGCAACGUCAAAUAGUAGUACAGAAAACGAAGCACCAUCACAAUUCUCAUGUAAUACGAAAGAUCAAAAUAACGAAAUAUAUAAUGACGGUAAUGAAAUGAUUAAUAAAGAUUUGAAUGAUAAACUGCGUAAUGAUGAAAAUAUUGCAGUAUUAAAUUCCACAGAGAUACAGUCUGAGCCAUUAAACAUAUCGCCUAGUCUAAAACAAAGUUCAUUAAACAACAUGUCGGACUUGGUAUCUUCGAUAGAGAAAUGCAAAUCUACGGAAAUAACGCAACGUGAGACGCAUGCCGAAACAAUAUCAAAGUCUUACUUAGCACAGCAAGAAGAUCCUACAAACGAAUGGAGUGACGAUUCUGAUACAAUAUCCUCAAGCUCUUUUAAAUUGUAUAUCGAUGAAAGUUCACAAAAUUUGGACGAAUGCGAGAUACCGUUUUCUCAAGAAGAUAAUUUAAGUAUAUCACAAGAUUCAGCAUCAUUAAUUAAUACGACAAAAUGCAAAUCUACGAAAUUAAUUCAAGGAGAUUCUGAGGAGAUACACGAGAAGCAAGUUGAAUCAAUAGAAUUUUGCUUAAAUGCACAACAAGAAGAUUCUACGAACAGUUCUAUCGAUGAAUCGUCCGGAAGCUUCAGGGAAUUGUAUAUCGACGAAAAUUCGAAGGAAUCACAAAACGACAAACAGUGCGACGAGAUAUCGUCUUCUGAAAAAGAUAACUUAAGUACAUCACAAGAUUCAGCAUCAUAUGAUACGAUGUACGAAUCUACGAAAAUACCGCAAGUUACGGAAAAGCACGCCGAAACAAUAUCAGAAUUUUGCUUAGAUGCACAGCAAGAAGAUUUUUCGAACGAACAAAGUAAUAAUUCUAUCGAUGAAGUGUUCGAAAGUUCCGGAAAACUGUAUACCGACGAGAGUGCGAAAAAUACAAAAGUAGCAUCGACUUUUUCGAAAAACAUCCCUGAGACAAAUUCAGCUGAUAUACGUCAAGAAUUUGUGACCGAAACGCAAGAUACUGAAAAUACAGAGGAAGAAAAUAGUCAGCAAUCGCUAUUAAAAAUAGAAGAAAUGUGCCUACAGGAAAUGCCAUUAAUAAAAGGUGAAUCGAGUACGAGAGAACAUGCGACGGAAUUGACCUAUCUUUCUGAAGAUAACAAUGAUAUAAUAGAGUUUCUUGAAGAUACAAAAGAAGAAAAGAUAAUAAUAGAUCACGAUGAUAUUAACAUGAUUGUUAAAAAGGAAGAAAUAAUAGACACACACGGUGAUAUUAACUUAAUCAUUGAAUAUCUGGAAGAGGAAAAGAUGAUAAAAGAUAUUCACAAUGAUAACACAAUCAAUGAACAACUCCAACAGAUAUAUCAAACUUCUUCGUGUAACUUCGUUCAAGAAAACGAUCCUGUUGAUGUAAAUGAAAAAAAAGAGAUUUCCGCUGAAAACAAUGUUCUUAAUGUCAAUACUGCUGAAUGUACUUCCGUAGAAAAUGAUAACGAUUCCAAAGUCACUGAUAUCAUACCAAGUAUUGUAAGCAUUAGAAGCAUAUCGCCAUCGUUGUUUGAGAAACUAGAUACGAAUAUAUUUUCUGAAAAUAAUUUGGAGAUAUUAAAUAAAAAUGAUGAAAAAUCGAUGGAUAUAAACGACGAUCUGGAAAUUUCAGAUGUGGACAACGUACCCUGUUUACGCUGUAAACGUAAGAGUACGGUAUAUUGUCGAGCUUGCUUGGAAGCGCCUUAUUGCUCAAAACGUUGCUCAUCUUUGCAUUGGAAUGCGGUACAUUACAAACAAUGCAAAGGCGAUAAUUUUACCUGUAUCGAUCUAGUUUAAAACACAUAUUACCUAGCAAACCAUGAAUACAACAGCAAUAUAAAUGUAAAAAUACUAUAUUUACGUACUAUUUUUCUACAACAGUUUUAUCUGUAUUUGCUGGGUAGCAUCAUUUUAAGAUGCUAUCAAGAAUAUUUUCUUAACACUUUAAGCUUCUCAGAUCAAAAUAUUUCUCAAUUAAACAGUAUUACAUUGUUACUAAAAAUUAAAACAUAAAAACUGGUUGGCAUGUUAUUUUCAUAAUGGAAUUUUUCUGUACGUAGGACGAUUUGUACUAAUGCUUUACGUUUUUUUAUUCCGUUAAUAAAAUAGAGAAACAGCAAAAAAAGUAACAAAAAUAUUGAUUUUUAAACUUCUUAAAGCCUUACAUUUUUCACAACUACAAUGAAUAUUUUUAAUACACAAUUAUAAUUGUGCAAUCUAUGAACGUCACUUUCAAUCAGUUCAACGAAUUUUAUAUACAUACACAAAAAAGAGAAUUUUAUUAGAAUUUAUCUUUAAAAUUACGGUAAGUAAUCGUGUGAGAUAACAUAGUAUUUUAAAGGUUUUUCCUAUAAUUUUAAUAAAAAUUGUACCAAAAUUUAACUAAAUUUUUUAAAUAUUUUAUUGUGAUAGAUAUCAAUAUAUUUAAAAAAAUUACAUAAAAUUUUUCAAAAUAUCAUAUUGUCCCUCGACUAUUGUAAUUUUAAGAAUAAAUUUUAAACUCUUAGUUUAUAUAUUCUAGUUGUUUCGUAACUGACGGUAAAUAGUCGGAAAUAGAGUGAUUUUACGUGACAAAAAUAAAUCGAAAACAUAGAAUAAAAUGUUUUUGUAUGAUACAUUUCCGAGAUCAAAUUAAAAAAUUGACAUAUUUUGACAUAAAAUAUAAAAUAUUUCGUAAAUCUACUACAAUAAUAUUUUGAUAAUUAUUUUAAUCAAUAAGUUAAUACUUUGAUGUAUGUAAUAAUGAGAUAAAUGAUGUAAUCAGUGAUAUAAAAAAUCAUUGAUGUAAUAAAAAUGUGUAAUUGCAUAAUUUUUUUAUAUAUAGUAUAAUUUUUUUUUAAACAACUGUGUAUUUUCGUUCAAUUUAUUCAUCUUAUUAUUCUAUGUUUAAAAAGUAUUAAGGUAAAAUUAAAAAAAUUAAAUAGUUUACAAAAUUUUAUAUUUUAUAAUUUAUGUUAAAAUAUGCCAAUUUUCAAAUUCGAUUAUUUUGGAAAUGACGUACCAUAUAAAAAAAUUUUAUUUGUUUUUGACUUAUGUUUUCAUGUAGAAUCAUUCUCUUUCUAGUUGCAUCAGUUUCGAAACAUCCUAUACAUGUACUUAUUUCUCGCACGCGCGCGUGUGUGUGUGUGUGUACGUGUGUACAUGUAUGUACGUAUUUAUUUUAGUAAAAAAUAAUGACAUAAAAAAAAUAAUGACAUAAAAAAUUAAAUAUUUUUCAAUUUUCUAAUUUCUUUUACAGUUAGUUAUAAGAGACAUUUUUUCCUUGAAUUUUGUUUAAGUUACCUAGUACAGAUAUAAGUAAUAAUAAUAUGUUUAUAUGUAAUAUAAAGUGUUAAUUUAAUUAUAUUAGUGACUUAAAUAUAUAGCUUAAGGAAAAUAAAAAAGUUAAAAUAAUUUGAUCAAAUUUAAAUCAUUUCUUUUAUCAAUAUGAUGUCAAAUUAAUGCAUUUUGACUUUUCUGUUUUCCUUGAAAAGUUGGAUUGUAUCAGACUGUAUAGUUACAUAUACUGCUUAUUCUAUAAAAAUUAGUUAACAUAUUACGUAUUGAAGUUUUUGAUAUUCUUAUACUAGAUUUAAAAUAACACUAUUUGCGAUUAAAAAGAAAAAAUUCGUUAUAAUACCUUAUGAAGUGAUAAUGUUAUAUUUGUUGUUAUGUAAUUAAUUCGUCAUAUGUAAAAAUUAUCAUAAAAUGUGAGAGAAUGUUUAUCUUUUAAUAAAUUAAGAAAACCACUAAUAAAUUAGAAA